UUGUGAAGGUUGUGGUUGACACGGCCACAGCGGCAGGAGACGCGUCUGGCUCUGCCUCUCUGUGCCGAGCGCUGGCGAUUGGACUCACCCGACCUUGUUCUAAGGCUGGGUACCAAGCUCCUGUCGCUGUCUACUCUUGAGAGCGUUCCCAAAUUCAAACCCAGAUACUUCUGCGAGGCAGAAGCACGGGUUCAAACAUGGAUUUGACUGGAAAAGGAAAGACCACUGAAGGAAAAGGCCUGACUGGCUACCCUCUUGCCAAGAGGUUUUCCCUGGCCAGUCCCUCUAUGCUCCUUCCCUCCAAGCCGUUGCCUCCCAUUCAGAAGAGCUCUCCUUCUACCAAGCCAAGCCAGAUAUGCAGCGGAGAGCAGGAGAAUGGGAAACAUGGCAGCAGCUAUGAAAAAAAACAGGAGCUGAGUUCCGAGGGAACAGGAUGUAAGACUUCCUUGCUGUAUUCCAGUGGUGGGGUUAUGCAGAAGGGGUCAUUGGGACCACCUUUGAUCCCCCCCAUACGCAAGGCAAUAAGUCCCACUCUUGGCAGUACCGCGGGGUCUCUGCAAAGCUCUCUGCAGCUGGAAUUCCAGGAGUCCCAGGAGAUGAGGCCAACAUCCAGCAGCAGAAGCAAGGAGGAGAACUGUGGACAUGCAGGCUUUAGCCUACCACCUGUCGAUGGCACAGCUUCUGGAGUGCAGAGAAAACACCCUGGUAGUGGCUUGAAGAAGGUCUUGAGGAAGCAGGACAACGUGCCCUUACUGCCCAAUAUGCCCAUCAUCCACGGGCAUGGCAGCUUCCCACGCAACUCCUCAGUGACCUCGCAGACGGCCACUGGUGCCGAGCGCCGAGAGGAGCCGCUCUGUGGGAAGGGGCAGAAGGACACAGCCUCUGCAGACCCACAGCAGUCCUUGAGGGAGGCACUCUCCUUGCUCGGCAGCGAUGACUGGGAGCUGAAGGAGAAGGGACUCUUCAACAUCAGACACCUGGCUGGGUCCCAUUCAGAGGUCCUGCUUUGUAGACUUGGUGACGUUUGCUUGGCAGUUACCAGCGAGGUGACCAACCUCCGAUCCAAGGUGUCCUACUCUGCAAUCGUCACUCUGGGAGAGCUCUUUGUGACCUUGAAGAAGGACAUGGACUCUGAGGUGGAUGAGGUUGUUCGGGUCCUUCUCCAGAUGGUGUGGAACUCCCCAGAAUUUGUUCAGAAAGCAGCCAGUCAGACCCUGGGGAUCAUGGUGGAGAAUGUGACUCCUGCACGAGCAAUGACUGCUCUCAUGGACAUGGGAGUCAAGAGCCGCCACGUCCAGGUGCGGAAGUGUGCGGCCGAGCUCCUCCUGUCCUUGAUGGAGAGAAUUGGAGUCACAAGGCUGGCAGGCACACCCAGGGCUGAGAGGCUGGCACACGUGGCAGGGAAGCUUGCGCAGGACUGUCACAAGGACACAAGGCAUUAUGGACAGGAGAUGGUGAAGAUGUUGCUCAAUCAUCAAAAAUUUAAAAUGCUUUUGGAACGGUCUCUUUCCACCUGUGGCCUGGAGGACAUUCUGACAAGAAUGAAGAAGAAAGGAAUGGAAAACCAGAAGGGUGAAUGCCCACCUGUCAAGGAGCUGGUGAAGAAGAGGAGCGAUGGCUCGAAGAAGCCCCAGGCCACAUUGUCUUCUAGCAAAUGGGUGAAAUCUACCUCUGAUGGACGCCUCCUACACCGUGCAAAAGCCCAGGUCACAUUACCUCCAGCUGUGGAAGAAACGGAGCUGCUCCAGAAGCUUUACAGUCUCCUGGAAGCCAAGGGCUUUCAGACACGGAUGGAAGGAGUGGCACUCCUCCAAGACCUGUGCAAAACCAGCCCCCAGCUCAUCUCCACUAACAUUGUCCAAAUUUUUGAUUAUUUUGUCCUGAGAAUAUCUGACAGCCACAAGAAAGUGAAGCAGAAGGCGCUGGACGUGCUGGCCGAAAUCACGGGCGUCCUGAAGGAAGCCUUGAACCCGGUGAUCAUUGGUUUGGUGGAAGGAAUAACAAAGAGCCUGAACUCAAAGGAUCCCAGGGUUCGUGCCUCAGCCGUGAAAGCACUGGAAGAAUCCAUUGCUCAUUUAGAUAAAGUAUCACUGCUGAAAGAGUUCAGCUACCAAUGGAAUCAACUGAGUGGCCAAGCUCUGCUGGAUGUCGCGGAGCGUAUCACAGUGCUCGUGGAGUGGGUUUAUGCCAGGAGCCCUGAAGUCGUCCAGCAUGACGCCCUGCCCGUGCUCUGGUCCUUCCUGGAGAACAAGGCGCUGCCUGUCCGAAGUGCCAAUGUCCGCACUGUGGCCACCAAGCUUGCCUCGGCCCUCUACAAGGUGAUGGGCAGCAAGCUGAAGAAGUGUGCUGCCAGCAAGCCUCCACAUGUGCAGGACAACCUGUCCAAAAUUUUGGGCUGGUGAAGGCGUGAUGUUCUCCAGGAAGCUGAGGAAGUGCUGAGUUGGACACCUCCGGAUCUGCCUCUAUAGCUGUGCCAAAAAUGCUGCAAUAUUAAGGAAGGGUGUGCAUCUGCCCCAGCUCUCUCCAUCGCCCUUCCUAGUCAUGGCAUGGGGGGCCUGAAGCAACUCCAGAUUGAGGACAAGGUGAAGGCCGAUCAUGGCUCAGCCUCACCCAGAGAUCUGACUGGUUACAGUCUUACCGAGACGUUUUCUCUGGACACUUCGAUGUUGCCUUUCCCACAAAGUCCUUGCCUCCCAUCCAGAAGAGGUCUGCCCUCCAGGCUCAGGAGGAAGCUGCUGCCCGUCUGAAGAUUGUUUGAAGAAUAGGAUUUAUGUGUUAGGCUUCAUAGUUAUAGAUGUACAUAUGUUCUGAUCCUUAGAUGUAGUUUUGAAUAAAUUUGUUUCGACUAUA
Messenger RNA from Vidua chalybeata, 2850 nucleotides. RefSeq names its product TOG array regulator of axonemal microtubules protein 2-like. Gene Ontology annotation, molecular function: microtubule binding. The coding region runs from base 198 to 2402 and encodes 734 amino acids. NCBI's taxonomy places the organism in Eukaryota, Metazoa, Chordata, Aves, Passeriformes, Viduidae. Gene Ontology annotation, biological process: microtubule cytoskeleton organization. The transcript has 16 exons. Gene Ontology annotation, cellular component: cilium; cytoplasmic microtubule. The record is from RefSeq and is a predicted model, not a curated record.